AUGGCCGAAUCGCCUGACGGCUACCGUGACCGAAGGCGGCAUCGCUCGCCGCGCGAUUCCCCUGGUCCCUCACACGAUCGCGACCGACGGAAGCGUGGUGACGAUGAUCACGAAAGCAGCUCACGACGUCGUGACGACCAUCGAAGCUCGCGCCGGGAUAGCUCGCGCAGAAGAUCCUCCCGCAGUCCAUCUAGCCGAAGCACCCACCAUAGAGAUUCCGAUCGCCGUCGUCGAGAGCGUCGGGAUCGCGACAGGAGUCCGGACGACGACCGGAGAAGACGCCGCCAUCGUUCUCCCGACGAACGGCGGUCUCACCGACGCCACCGGGACCGAGAUGCAGACGACGAGAAGGAGAGACCCUCUCGACGACAUCGAAGUACCUCCCGCUCCCGCUCCCCGGCCCGACGCUCGCGAAGUCCCCCGUCGCGCGAAGUGAAACGGUCUCGAGGACCCCUUCCGUCCCAGAACGACGCAUACAAAUCGGAGGUGUCGCAACCGGGGGAUUCGUCGGCUCCUCCGCCGGAGAAAGAGAAACCAAACUUUGGCAAUACGGGCCGCUUGGCGGCGGAGAGCAACACUGUGGCGGUCAACGGAGAGUCAGUCGUUCUCAAGUAUCACGAACCUCCCGAGGCGCGCAAGCCGCCCGGCAAAGAACCCUGGCGUCUCUACGUUUUCAAGGGCGAGGAUGUGCUGGAAGUGGUCGAGCUGAAUGAGCGCAGCUGCUGGCUCAUCGGACGAGAGCGGCUGGUGGUGGAUUUCCCGCUGGAUCACCCGAGUUGCUCCAAGCAGCAUGCCGCUUUGCAGUUCCGGUUUGUCGAUAAGCGGAACGAAUUCGGGGAUCGCAUCGGAAAAGUCAAGCCCUAUCUCAUCGAUUUGGAGAGUGCCAACGGGUCAAGCGUGAAUGGAGAGUCCAUUCCAGGCGGACGAUACGUGGAAGUGAGAGACAAGGACGUGCUGAAGUUCGGCCUGAGCAGUCGAGAAUACGUCCUCAUGCUUCCACCACCAGCAUGA
Aspergillus steynii IBT 23096 is the source of this 1011-nucleotide messenger RNA. RefSeq names its product putative FHA domain protein SNIP1. Gene Ontology annotation, molecular function: protein binding; mRNA binding. Lineage: Eukaryota; Fungi; Ascomycota; Eurotiomycetes; Eurotiales; Aspergillaceae. Gene Ontology annotation, cellular component: nucleus. The transcript has a single exon. The coding region runs from base 1 to 1011 and encodes 336 amino acids. Gene Ontology annotation, biological process: mRNA splicing, via spliceosome; maintenance of RNA location. The record is from RefSeq and is a predicted model, not a curated record.